CUUCAGCGCUUGCGCUCUUUCUUUGUGGUGUAGUUUCGGUAAAGAAACUCAGUGUUUUUGUUCACGUAUAAUAAAAUUUGGUUGUGAAUAUGACCAUAACAAUUGAAAAUGUUGAUAUGAAUAUGGACCAAGAUGAAGGUGAUGUGGUGCCUCCAAAACCUGAAGUGCUGGCAGAAGAGAAAAAGGAGUUAGGAAAUCAACAAUAUAAACUGAAACAGUAUGCAAAAGCCUUGGUUUAUUACUCAGAAGCUAUUGAAUUAUGGCCAGAUAAUUCUUCAUAUUAUGGCAACCGCUCUGCUUGUCAUAUGAUGCAAGGAAACUAUGCUUCAGCCUGUGAAGAUGCUUUAAAAGCUGUUACACUUGAUCCUAAAUUUGUGAAGGGUUGGGUACGAGUUGCCAAAUCUAAUAUUGCUAUUGGUGAUUUCAAAGGUGCUGAAAAUGCUCUCGUCCAAAUUGAAAAACUUGAACCAACUAAUUCUAAUCUCGCUGUUGAGAAAAAACACUUGGAAAAUGCCAAAAAAUUCAAUGAUGAAGCGGAAAAGGCAUAUGCUAAAAAGGAUUUUAGGAAGGUUGUUUUCCUCUUAGAUCGUGCAUUAGAAGUAUGUAAUGCUUGCUCGAAAUUCAAAGUAAUGAAAGCUGAAUGUUUAGCAAGGUUGGGUCGAUAUCAAGAAGCCCAAGAAUUAGCCAAUGACGUUUUGUCUAAUGAUAAGCAGCAUGCUGAUGCAAUAUUGGUCAGAGGAAUGUGUUUGUAUUACCAAGACAAUGUUGAAAGGGCUUUUACUCAUUUUCAACACGUACUUAAACUUGCACCUGAUCAUUCCAAAGCCAUGGAAAUUUAUAAGAAAGCAAAAGCUUUAAAACAAAAAAAAGAGGAAGGAAAUGAAGCUUUCAAACAAGGAAAGAAUAAAGAAGCUUAUGAUUUAUAUACUGCAGCUCUAGGAAUAGAUCCUAACAAUGUUUCCACUAAUGCUAAAUUAUACUUUAACAGAGCAACAGUGUCUUCUAAACUUGGGAGGUUGAAUGAAGCUGUUUCAGAUUGUAGUGCUGCUUUAGAAUUAGAUCCAAAUUACCUUAAGGCCCUCAUGAGAAGAGCUAAAUGCUACAUGGACCUUCAACAAUACGAGGAGGCUGUUAGAGAUUAUGAAAAAUUAGUUAAAUUUGACAAAAGCAGAGAAACCAGAAAGUUAUUAAAUGAUGCUAAAUUGGAAUUAAAAAAAUCACUGCGAAAAGAUUAUUAUAAAAUAUUAGGAGUUAAUAAAAAUGCCACAACUGAAGAUAUUAAGAAAGCAUAUAGAAAAAGAGCUUUAGUUCAUCACCCAGAUCGCCAUGCGAAUGCCUCAGAUGUUGAAAAACAGGAACAAGAAAAGAAAUUUAAAGAAGUUGGAGAAGCUUACACAAUAUUGUCAGAUCCUCAGAAGAGAACACGUUAUGAUAAUGGUUUUGACAUAGAAGACUACUGUUCAUCUAAUGCUGCAUCAUCUGUCUUCGAGGCAUUCUUUCCUGAUGGAGCUCACUUUUUCAGUCAGCAAGGAUCUUCUUAUCCCGGAACAUUCACAUUCCAGUUUCAGUGACCUGUUUAAUCUAUUUAAAUUAAUUAUUUAUAGUGUAAAUUAAGGAUAAGUAAUUAAAGUCAAUAGAAAUAAACUUUUUAAAAUGAGAGAGAAAAUGACAAUUACUAUAGUUACACUAUUGGAACACACAUUUCUUAUAAAUAUUUUAUUUGUAUAUGUUUUAUAAAUUCAUUACAAACUAUGUCAUAAUUUAUUUCUCUGUUUAAUUAGUAGUUUUCUGAGAGAAAUGUAUGUAGACUGUAAGAAGCAUUGUGAUGUUGGAAUAUAAGUUGUUCCAUUAGUUUCUUUUUAUAAUUUAUUAAUUAAUGUGAUUGUCAAAAUCAUUAGAAAAAAAAAAUGAAAUAAAAAAAAUAGUAAAAUAAAAAGAGUAACGUCAUACACCAAAUUUAGAAUUUAAAUUCUGUAUAAACUUGAUGUGGAGAGUAUUUGUGAGUUUACUUUUUAAAAAAACCAUAUUCCUUUCCUUUUCCAAAUAAUUUAGCUUUUUUUUUUUUUUUUAUUACUUUGCAAUUUUGUAGAUUUUGCUGCCCUUAGCAAAGUUAGUCAAGAACUAAGUCAUUUGUAUAAAAAUGUUUUUAGAAACUGUUCUGCACAGAUCGUUAAUCCUCCAGCUUGGUGCUACAAAAUGUAAAAUUUCAGUUGGAAAUUAGUUAGUAAAAAUUAAGAAAAAUGUCAUUGAGGGUUAGGGAAACUUUAUAAAAUAGUCAUGAAAGAAGUGGGAGACUGAUGAAUUAUCAAUUCUUUUUAAUAUACCUGGUAAAAACUAAAUCUUAAUGUUAAUCUUUUAAAAAUAUAUUAUUUCCUUUUUCAGGUAACCUAUCUUUGUAAUCUUAGAUUUUUCACUGAUGUAUUAGAUUAUGUUCAUACUGUGUGCAAAAGUUUUUAUUGUUUCAACAAGAAAUGUCUUAUGUUUUUGUUUUGUUUUUUUCUUAAAUUCUAUGUAUGGUGUGGAGAUUUGUACAGUUACUUUAAAUGUUUUAGCUAUUGCUAUGCUUUCUUCUAAAAACUUAAAUUAACUGGGUAAAUGAUACCAAACUUUUAUUUAUAGAAUUUUACCAUUGCAUGCACAAUUUUAAAUUUGGCUUAUUUUGAAGAGUGUGAAAAAUGUUUCAUCCAAUCAAAAGCUAAAAUAACUUCACAAUCCUAAUAAUUAUUUUUUCUGUUUGAUUUUGAGGAGCCAACUUGAUUAUUAAUCAAAAGGUGUUGACCUCUUUUUAAAAUGCGCAAUAUGUUUGUAUUUCUUGUUAUGUAAAUUAAAAAAAAAAACAUUGAUUUAAGGAUGGAGCCAAGAUCGCCUUUUUUCUGUGUCAGAUCAUAUUUAUACAAAACUAUUAUAAUAUAUCUUACGAUAUAUUAUUCUGCUGAACUAUGUUUUUCCCUAGAAGGGAAAAUGGGAGUUCCUUAUGGUGAUCUUUACUUAAUUAUAGAUCUCUAAACCUUGAAAAUAACAUUAUUUUGUUAAGCUAAAUCAUUGUUUUAUCAAAUAUGUGUCCAGUUUGGACACUACUUAUACAUGAUGUAUAUUUUGAUUUACCAUAGCUUGAUUGAUCUUAUUAAACUUAUUGAUGAUCAU
Messenger RNA from Nezara viridula (southern green stink bug), 3144 nucleotides. NCBI's taxonomy places the organism in Eukaryota, Metazoa, Arthropoda, Insecta, Hemiptera, Pentatomidae. The record is from the annotation of a GenBank genome assembly.